AUGGCCGGUCGGACAUACCAGCCCGCUACUUAUGACACGGCCCCGCGGAAGGAGCAAGCUUCAGUCAGCUUAGUGUCGAAAAAUGACGACGCCCACGUCGGAUAUGUGCUGCCACAGCGGCUGAACGCCACCGGGGUACCGGAACAAGACUCUUACGCCCACCAGUACAGCAGUUUAGCAAAUUCCACUUCACGCGGCUUACUUACCCCCGGUAGUGUGCAGGUGUUCGUUCAAUAUUACGCGCGCGAAUUAAGUACAGCUUUCUACCUGGGCAAUGGUCCUGCGCGAACUCCCUAUACGCAGUAUACGCAGUAUAUACUACCAAUGACCAAGAGCGUUCCCUGCAUUCGGUACGCCGUAGGGGCGACGGCGUCUUGCCAUAUUGGCAACAGACUUCAAGACAAAAAGUUGAAAAUACAAAGUCUCCAUUUGCGGUUGGAUGCCACGCAGGCGCUCAGACAGCAACUAAGAAAUGACAUCGAGGAAACAGACAUUUCUAGUAUUGCCUGUAUGGUGUUACUUGCCCAGCUCGAUCUCUGCUCUGGGGACUGCCUGGAAUUUGGAACACACUUAAAAGCAGCGAGUGAGAUCGUGAAGCGGCAUGGUUCGGAUGGAACCGAGCAAGGCUUUUUCCAACAACGUCUUGCAUGGCUGGAUAUCAUGGGCUCGACGACAUCGUCACGAAUGAUACAAAUGAAUCCUGAACAUAUAAAAGCUUUCUUGAACAAAUUCAAAACCCCAUCCGGUCGCAGAUGGGGAUUCGACGUUUUCGACUGCCCCAUCGAUCUAUUUGAGUGUAUUGCAGACAUUGCUGUAUUGCAUAAGCUAUACAUGUCUUCAAGAAUCUCAUCCGAUGUGGCCUUGAGAGAGGCCAUCGUCCUUGGCAAUGCUGCUAGGACGUGGACAGGAUCUGAUAUCCUGUCCAAUCAACGAGGAGACAUGGUCGAGCCGCUCCUACUCCGAUUGCCAAUAAUUGCUCGAUAUCUAUUAUCUCAAAGAAGAUUCAAGUACAUACGACCACAGGGUGUGGAAAACAGGGCUUCCCGUCCGCUCAGCCGUACUUAA
Messenger RNA from Penicillium verrucosum, 1065 nucleotides. The record is from RefSeq and is a predicted model, not a curated record. NCBI's taxonomy places the organism in Eukaryota, Fungi, Ascomycota, Eurotiomycetes, Eurotiales, Aspergillaceae.